AUAUUCUUUCCCUCUUUUAUUUUAUUGUAAUUAUGAAGAUGUUGAACGCCAACAAAUUUUGUGGACAGCAAACGGAGCUGAGAAUAAAUAAAGAAGAAAUCGGAUCAAAAAUGGAGACAGUGUUUACCGAUGAAAUAACAGAGUUUAUUAUUGAAAACGUUCGAGCUGCGGAAUAUCUAUGGAAUCCAGCGAGUCCGCUCUACAAAUUGAGACACCUAAAAAACGAUUUCUGGCAAAAAUUGACGGACGACAUAAACAUUAAAUUCAACCCAGCAGUUCAUGUUGUGCAAACUGAUGUAUGCAGAAAAUGGAACAACCUUAAAUCGUACUACAAGUAUAUGCACCAGAAAAGCUCGCUACUUGAUUGGAAAAACAAAUCCAAAAUGGAAUUCAUAUUGCAAAUACCUCCCUCCAGGCUAUCCUUAAAUAGCUCUAUGAAUGGCAACAUAAGCAAAAUGGAAAUGAUGGAUGAAAGCAGCUUUCAUACAGAAGAGUCCUUCAAUCCACACGAUGUUCAAAGCCCGCAUGUUGCUAUAGAGGAGGAAGAGGAGGAAUUUAAACCAUCUGCAAUAGAAAAUACAGCCUUAAAGAACUCACCGGAUACCACAUAUGCUGCUAUCGACUCAGAACCAUCCCCACUUCCCAAGAAGAGACGAACUCUAAAUGAAAGUGGACUCUCGAUUGCCAAUGUCAAUAGCAUUGCAGCAUCUGCCGAGCGAAGCAAUCCGGAGCCCAAUGAAUUGUUUCAUUAUGGCAAUUUCAUUAUACAGAGCAUUAAGCGCCUGGAUCGUGAUCUGCAGAUACAGGCGAAAAAGAUUUUGACAAAUGUCAUCUUAGAAUUGGAAACGGAGCAAGAUGCAAGGGACACGGCCAGGAAAUAGAUCUUAAAGUUACAAAACAUUUUAUAUAGAUUUUAUCUCUAAGCGAAUAUUUUUAGUUUUAAUGACGCAUACAAUUGUACAGAACUUCAGUUAUAAGCACCUAUCCAUUCAAUAUUCUUU
This is a messenger RNA of Drosophila hydei, 1001 nucleotides long. RefSeq lists its product as uncharacterized. Bases 33 to 881 code for a protein of 282 amino acids. The transcript is spliced from 3 exons. The record is from RefSeq and is a predicted model, not a curated record. Lineage: Eukaryota; Metazoa; Arthropoda; Insecta; Diptera; Drosophilidae.